Molecule: messenger RNA, 2727 nt
Organism: Boeremia exigua
Lineage: Eukaryota; Fungi; Ascomycota; Dothideomycetes; Pleosporales; Didymellaceae
Exons: 2
Coding region: 193-2262 (689 amino acids)
Biological process (GO): regulation of DNA-templated transcription
Cellular component (GO): Rpd3L complex; Rpd3L-Expanded complex; nucleus
Source: RefSeq, a predicted model, not a curated record
CCUCAGGCUUCUCAGCUGCGAGACGUUAGCAACGCAGCUGCACGCGCACGCGAACCUCGUCACACUGCUUGAAAUGCGCCCCCACGUCACAUCGUUCCCGCUACUUCAGCCCACCUACGCUACUCUGCGCUGAGCGCGUCCGCGGCACCUCACCCUCGGUCGUGCCGCUCGCCCUGAGCUCCCACCGCUACAAUGCCGCCCACCGCAGGCACGCGAACGUCUACACGGCAGGGCCGCGCCACUGUCCGCCCUACCAACUACUAUGCGCGCAGCUUCGCCGGCCGUCUCGCUGCGCACGGGAUGGAGCAGACGCCCGAGGCCUCCAACAGCGCGCCUGGCUUCUUCCCCGCCCUCACACACUUCACGGGCGCCGUCGAUGCCUUUCCAAAGGAGGUUGUGCGGCACUUCUCCAUGUUCAAGGAGGUCGAGGCUAAGCUGCACGACCCCGAGUUCCUGCUGCAGGAGCUGCUCAGCGAGAUCGCGCAGCAACCCACGACCACGAACGCCCAGCGGCGCGCCCUCGAACAGAACGCCGACGUGGCGAUCCAAAAUGCAAAUCAGCCCCCUCCCAACUUCGACAGCCUCCCGCCCGACGAGCAGGCCGUCAUCAGGAAGCGUCAACUGUUCCUGCGCUUGCGCAUGCUCAUCCACAACAUCCUCCCUACACUAGACGAGAAACUCGUCGUGCUAUCAGGCGCAAAGGCGACAAAAGACAAGGGCAUCACGCGCAUGAAGCACUCGUACUCGCAGCUCGACACCGAGAUCAGCGAAGAGGCACGCUACGGCAGCCUCACGCACUGGGCAUACGCAGACAAAGAGGAGAAGAAGAAGGGCGCUCCAAACCACGAGCGCCAGCGGCGCGAAGUUGCAGCCGCGAACAAUCUAGCCGCAGCUGCGCAGCAUGUGCACGACGUGGACUCGAUUGCUGCAAAGAGCGAGGCUCGUCGCGAAGCGGUGCAAGCCAAGCGUAGUCGCCAGCAGCAGGUCGACUCUGACUUCGACGACAGACCGACGACGAAGAAGCCACAGAAAAGGAAAGCGCACGCGCCUGACACGGCUGCGGACCACCGUGGCGUUGGACUGGGACUGUCGAGCACCGCCACUGGGCAGCAAGGCAAGAGGAAGAAGACCGAGAAGGCUCUUGCCGCAGCAGCGCCGACGGCCGCGCCCAUGGAACGAUCAAUGAGCGGCGCUCUGAAGGCUGCGGGCAACAGUGCACGAGCCGGCUCCAGUCCUCGAGUAACUCCGAGCAUUGAGAACCCUGCUCCUGCCAAACGGAAGCCACGCGCUGCUCCCGCACCUGCCCCUCGCAAGAACCAGCUGCCCGCUUAUUCUCCUCCACCCGCGUCUUCACCACUCGCCGCAAACUUCGCCAUCAAUAAAGCGACUGCUGGCAUUGCAGAUCGUCCACUGUCUUCGAGGGCAAGAAAGAAUUCCACUGCGAACUCUGCUGCCUCCGGUAGCGUGCCUGAACCUAUACCCAUCCGUCGUCCAUCGACCUCACAUUCCGUUCAGCAAGGCCCUGGCAGCAAUGCCAUCACUGAGCUGGAACAAGCUGCAGGCAUUGUACGCGACCUCGAAUCGAUCAAAGACGCCAUGAUUCCCCAGGAGACCACAGAGAGGCCCGUUCCUCUAGCUCCUACUGUCCUCAAGCAAGAAGAUCAAGAGCACGUACAAGAAGAACCGGAGAGCAUGGAUAUCGAUACUCCAGCAGCAAUGUCAUCUGCAGCUAGAGCUGCCCGGGUAUCCAAGCCCGAGACGCCCGUUGUGAGCUCAUUCCCUGAGGUUCCCAUGGCACGCAGCCGCAGUACUCGCAACGCGCAGAAUGGCAACUCCAACUCCAAUGGCUCUUCGGAGAACAACAGCACAGCAACAGGGGUAGUGUCGAAGCGAGGUAACAAGAAGAGCGGGCAAUCUGCAACAUCAGCAACCGAUUCGCCCGCACUCAAACCAGUGCCGACUGCGAGAUCGAAUCCUCCUUCUUCUGCAGCAAGCUCCAUCGCUCCCGAGCAGGAAUAUCAAGAUGCGGAGACGGACGAUGGCGAAGACGAGCCGCGGUACUGCUAUUGCAACGAGGUGUCGUACGGACAGAUGGUCGCCUGCGACAACGAUGCUUGUCCCCGCGAGUGGUUCCAUCUUCCUUGCGUGCAACUCGAAAAAGCGCCUGUCGGCAGGACUAAAUGGUUCUGCAGUGACGAGUGUCAAGAGCAGCACACCAAAUCCAAGGCGAAGGGGAAACGUCCGGGUAGUAGUAGACAAUAGGAAUUCGGAAGGAGUUCAAGGCGUUCUGGGACGGGUUUGCAGGCAUGCGAGUCUAGGCCAGGCCCGAAGGGAAAGGGCACGGCUAAGCUUAAGGAUAUUUGGGUUGGAUGGAAUGCUCUUUGAAGCUCCCAAUCUGCUUUUUCUGGGAUUUGUGGGUUUUCCGGCGUUAUGAUUACGACGCCUAGAACCGACUCUUUUGGAACAGGCACGGGGAGGUAUUCGGUUGGGGCGUUUGUUCGGUCUGACCCCUUGCAUGGACUUGCAGUAGGACAGCUCCACGCGUCUUUCAUGUGUAUACGUUUACGUGUAUCGACGUCUGUUUAGGCGACGGUCCGCAACCGUUUUUUCGCGCUUUGCGUUUUUAAAGAGCGCAUGCAUAGCGACAGCGAAACAUCGUUACGGCAAUUAGCAUACAAGAUUUAGAUACUCGAAAUGGUCCAUAAUGCAUCCAAACAUAUAUGACCA